AUGAUAAGUUCGUGGACAGAAUCUCGGCCAUCAGCUCAGCAAUUACAACAGCUUACACCUCAGCAGCGGUUGGCGCUACAGCAGCAGAUGCAGAAUCGACAAAAAAAUACUGGCCAAGAUGGGCAACUUGCCAACUCAAAUAUGGGUCUGUCAGAUAGGACCCAUAGUCAAAGUCAGCUUUCCCACCAACAACAACAGCAGUUGCUUCUCCAACAGCAACUCAAACAGGCACGAGAAAGACCUGGAGGUUUUAGUUUUGCCACAACCUCGGCAGAAAUUUUGAAGAAGUUUGCAAAGUACCCCCCUUCACUCACAUUUCACAUAUAUGAGAAUCAUUUCCGCUUCAACAACACCACAGACUCCAACAUGAUACCCAAAGAUAGCCCUAUGGCCAAGUCAUUCUUCCAACAUAUUUUGAGAGAGGAAAUUCCUCUGGAAAUGACAGAACUAUUGAAGGACUGCGCCGUCAAGUUCUAUGAAGGGUGUAUCAUACUUCAGGUCUAUGACCAUCGCAAGGUGAAUGGGUCGAAAGACGAGAAAAGUGGUAGGAAUAACGGAGAGCAUCUGUCGCCGCAAAAGGACGACGAUAAGGCGCCGAAUGGAGAAGCGAAGAAGUCCCCUGCUGAGCAGAGUCCUAAGAGUCAACCUCAAGUGCAGCCAAAGACCUACAGAACGCUAUUGCGCCCCACAUCUCUCUCGCUAUACUAUGAUCUACUAUUUCAAACGGAUCUGGCUCUCACUAAAUUCACAGACACCAUUUCUUUGCUGAUAGAGCUGGAAAUUCUCACAUUGACAAACAGAAAGCUCGAUUUGAGCGUGCCGCUAAAUCCGUAUAAGCUAGAUAAGGCUCUACAGCCGGCUCAUGAAUUCCCCAAGAAAGUUUGGGAUGAGGCCAAGCAGGACUGGAAAGUGGUUCACUCGCAUAGGAAAGAGACCCCAAGAGAACUGCGGAAGCUUCAUCAAGACCAGUUUGUCAUGCAUAAAUCCUCUGAAUACGAGGAGCUCAUGUUCUUGCUUUCUAGUCGAAACAAAAAUCCUUCCGAGAGCACAUCAGAACACAAGCUUGUCGUUGUUGAACCGUCCAGUCAUGGCUCCUCAGAUGCCGUUAGCUUGGAGAGCACUCCUUCUGUCUUGCCUACACCUGCUUCUGCUCCGGCCACUGCGGCCAAUGGUGCAAGCUCUGGAGACAUCAAUGGAGUGGCUGAAAGGAAACGGAGCGAGAAACCUAGUGCUCUCAGUACCACAGCUUCGAUGCUUGCAGGAAAUUCUUCUGGUCAAUUUAUGCGUUUGCGGUUCAUUGAAGAGAUCAGGAAGCGGAAAGAAAGUCAAAAGGCUCAAACAGGUACCAGUGUUGCAAACACGGCUGGGUUGGGUUCUGUUGGUUCUCAGGCGGCAAGUGGUACCGCCUCUCCAGUGCCUGGUAUGAAGAACGGCAACAUUAAUGCUGCAUCUGCUGCAGCAAAUCUUCAAAGACAGCAGCAGUUGAAGCAGCAGGCUCUGGCAAAGCUCAUGCUGGCACAGCUCCAGCAACAACAAUUCCAACAGCAACAGCAGCAGCAACAACAACAACAAGCUCAGCAGCGCCCUCAACAACAAGCGCAACAGCCACAGCAGCCCUCUCAACAAGCUCAGAAUGCCCAACAAAGGUAUUGGCAGAAGAUGCAGCAGAGCAGACUCAAGCAGCAGCAGCAGCAGCAGCAACAACAACAACGGAUGGGCCAGCUUAAUGCCAAUGCUACGGGAGCCAACGCCAAUGCUCCCAAUUUGUCGCUGGCGAUGGCACAGAACUUUCAGAACGCUCAGAUGCAAAAAAACAUGCUCAGACAGAAUGUCCCAAAUAAUCAGAGCAUGAAUCAGGCAGUAAACCCAAGCAUGAGCCCCAACAUGAACCAAAUGCUGCAGGGCAUUAACCAAGGGAUGGCUCAAAAUAUGGGCUUGAGCCCAAAUAUGGGCAACCUCAACAUGAGUCAGAGAACCAACUACAAUGGAAUGCCACAAAACAUGAGUCCGCAAAUGCAGCAGGCAAUGCCCCCGCUGAACCUGCAACAGUCGCAGUCUCCAGGACCAUCUCAAGCGGCCCUCUCAGACAGAGCCAAGCAGCUUCGGGCCCAGCAAUACCAACAGCUUCAGCAAGCUCGUCAGCAACAGCUUAGACAACUGCAACAACAGGCACAAUCACAACAAAAGCAAGUCAAGAGACAGAAAGUGGGACAGGGGCAGAUAGAUCCGCAACUGCAACAGCAGCAACUGCAGCAAUUUGCCCAAGGAAGAGGAAGCAUCGGAAAUCCCAUGGCUCAGAUGGGAUCGCAGCCCUCUUCUCAAAUGGGUACGCCGGUUAUGCAAAACGGUACUAUGGCGACACCAAGGAUGGGCAAUAUGGCUCAGUCAUCGCCUCAAAUGGGCCAGCAGAUGAACCCCAUGGCUCAACAGAGCCAAGGUCCUCGGCCGGCGACUCAGCCACAAGGUGCUUCUGGACCUGGUGGUCCGCAAUUGACAUUGCAGCAGCAACAGCAGCAGAUUUUCCAGAUGUCUUUGUCAGCACAAGAGCAGCAUGUUUUUAAGCAGUUGCAAGCUAGAAUGAAUACUUUGGUGCAAAUGGGCAACACAGGGCUUGCACCUAACAAGACCAGGCUCAACCAGCAGCAACAGCAGCAUGCAAUGCAGCAGGCUAAGCAAAUACAGCAGCUGUUACUUCAGAAGUUCCCUACGUAUUUCCAGCGGCUUCGCCAGUUCCAAGCACAUCACAGACAAAAGGCUUUGCGUCAACAACAACAGCAGCAACAGCAACAACAACAACAACCGCAAAAUCCCUCUCUGAUGGGUAACAUGGAUACUGCAAUGUAUUCACAAAACAUGAACAUGAAUCUGCCAGCAAUGCAACAGCAGAUGAUGAACCUGCCUGUUAUGGGCCAGAUGAACAACAUGCAAGGUCAGAUGAAGAGGUAA
This is a messenger RNA of Candidozyma auris, 2946 nucleotides long. RefSeq names its product Spt20p (gene SPT20). The coding region runs from base 1 to 2946 and encodes 981 amino acids. Gene Ontology annotation, cellular component: SAGA complex. Gene Ontology annotation, molecular function: transcription coregulator activity. The transcript has a single exon. Gene Ontology annotation, biological process: regulation of transcription by RNA polymerase II. NCBI's taxonomy places the organism in Eukaryota, Fungi, Ascomycota, Pichiomycetes, Serinales, Metschnikowiaceae. The record is from RefSeq and is a predicted model, not a curated record.